Messenger RNA from Polistes canadensis, 3527 nucleotides. Its product is annotated as breast cancer type 2 susceptibility protein-like. Bases 634 to 3276 code for a protein of 880 amino acids. Lineage: Eukaryota; Metazoa; Arthropoda; Insecta; Hymenoptera; Vespidae. Gene Ontology annotation, cellular component: nucleus. The transcript is spliced from 11 exons. Gene Ontology annotation, biological process: regulation of DNA-templated transcription; double-strand break repair via homologous recombination. The record is from RefSeq and is a predicted model, not a curated record.
UCAGAGUCUGCUAUUUCGAAAGCAAAAUCUUUGCUUGAAACAGAUGACGUUACAUCCUUAACGAAUAUUCAAUUAAACAAUGAAAGUAAUUUACGUAAUAGUCAUAAAAUAAAAAAUCUAUCAUCUUCUUUUGUAACAGUAGGUUGUCGAUCAUUGAAUAUUUGCAAUAAAACAUUAUCCAAUGCGAAGAAAAUCCUGUUUGGACAAUUAGAUGACAUUCAAAUUAAUAAGAAUGUUACAAAUGAAUUGAAAGAACGAGUUGAGUCACUAGAGGAUUUAGAAAAUAUUAAUACAAAUUUAAAUGAAUCUUCUUUAAGAAGAAACAAAGUGUCAAAAAUUGGAUUUACAACCGCAGCAGGGUGUGAAGUUAUUAUUUCUAAUGAAGCAUUGAACAGAGCCGAACUUUUUCUUUCAGAUGAUACUUACGAUAUUAAUCAAUGCAAUAAUUUGCUUAAUAAAUCAAUAAAUAAACGAAAGAGUCUGCACACGUGUGAUAAUACUGCAGAUAAAUUAUUAUUUAAUACAAAGAAAGUAAGACUGUCUGACAAAGAUAUUACCGAUGAAAAAGAAAAUCAAAAGUUAUAUGAUAAUACAGAAGCUAUUAACCAAACUAAUUCUUUUUCUAAUGAAAUAAUGGCUAGUACAGCUGCACUUUUAGCAGAUGAAAGAGAUAAUGAUCAAACCAUGGAAUGGAUUUCUCAGGUAGAUAAUUGUGAAAAGGAAGUACCGUCUAGUCCUAUUAUCGGAAGACAACCUACUUCACGAAAAAGGGGCAAAAAGAGGAAUGUACAACAUAGCAUAAAGCAGAAGUUGAAAUCAUUGAUUAAAGAUGAUAUAAGCAGUAAUGUAAAUGAAGAUAGUGUUAAAUGCAAUAAUACUUCUGAGAAGGAACUUAUAUCGAUGCAAGAAAUAAAUUUAAAGCCUAAUAUUGAUCCACCAAUCAAUAAUGUUACAGAUAUUUUCCAAAAGCAUCUUGAGGCUAUCUCAGAACAAGAAAAUAUAAUUAAAAGGAAAAAGCUCGAUAGACCUAAAGCUAUUAAAGGCAAAUUGUUAUUAUACAAAGAAGAAAAUCAUAAUACUCGUUUAUCUUGGAAAAAACUUGUAGGCAAUGACGUACCAAGUCUAUGCACUCCCGAGGAGCUUAUCGAUCGAGGUAUAUCAUCAGAAAUAUUAACAAUCACAUCUACUACAGCUUUAUCAUUCAAAUUUCGCUGCAUUGAUUUUUAUGGAGAAGAAUUCAUUUACAAUAAUUCAUGUGGAUUAGAGAUGGAAGAUGGUGGUUAUCUUAUACCAGAUAAGGAUAACUGUAUAGGAAUUUUUGAGAUUAAACGAUCCUUUCUAGCAAGUCCAGGAGUUGAUCCGAGUCUUAUUCCUAUAGAUUGGAUUGAAAAUCAUUACAAAUGGAUUAUUUGGAAACUAGCAUCUAUGGAUAGAAUUAAAUUUAAUUUUAUUAUUAUACCAAGGUCAUUGACACCGUCUAACGUUAUGCUACAACUUAAAUAUCGUUACGAUCGUGAAAUCGAUAGAUUGCAAAGGUCAUGUUUAAGAAGGAUAUUGGAAAAAGAUGAUUGUGCAUCCAAACGAAUGGUUUUAUGUGUAUCAUCUAUUACUGAGUCCAGAGAUGACAAAAAUAGAGAAUCUAGUCCAAUAGUAUCAAAUAUAAAUUAUUGGAAAAUGAUAUUAACAGAUGGAUGGUAUAGCAUUCCUGUUUUUAUUGAUACAACCAUGAUGAGUUACAUAUCAUCUGGAAAAAUACGCGAAGGUACAAAAUUAAUGAUAUUUGGAGCAGAGUUGUUGAAUCUUGAUCAGGGUUGCUCUCCUUUAGAAAUUCCAUAUGAUGUAUCAUUAAGAAUUCAUACCAAUUCAACCAGAAGAACUAAAUGGGAUACUAAAUUAGGGUAUACACAUUGUCCUGGACCUAUGCUAAUUAAGUUAAAAAAUGUGUGCCCUAGUGGUGGUUUAGUUGGCAAACUUAAAGUUAUGAUUACUAGAACAUAUCCAAUGUUAUAUCAUGAAAAAAAUCCUUCUGGAGAAUCUAUUUUUCGAAACAGUCGAUGCGAAGAGAAGGCUAAUCUCGCUUUCGAAGAACAGUAUAGAUUAAAAGUAGAAGCGUUUUAUGCAGAAGCCGAACAAAAAUUUAAUUCUGCUAGAAAUGAUAAUUUUUAUUCUGAUGAUAUUGAUUUGAAUGGACAAGAGAAAAAAAUGGUAAAUCAAAGUCGCGUAGUAGAGGAAUUUAAGCAAGAAUUAGAAUCAAAGUUACGUGAAAAUAUGCCACCACCUCGUCAAGUUUCAUCGGUUCUUAAAGUUCGCAUCAAUGAAGAAAAUACUAGUGCAAUAUUAACAAUUUGGGCUCCUAGUGAAGAUAUCAUCGAUAUUUUUAAAGAAGGAACUCGUAUAUCGAUUCAUAAUGUAAUUGCUUCUGGCAAGCGAUCCGGUGAUCUUCAACUUACAGCAUCUCGAAGUACAAUAUUCAAUAUAGAAGAAAAAUGUAAAGAUUUUCCUCAAUCUCGUAUAUAUACUCCAUUGCGGAGUAUAACAGAUAAUUCGUUUAAUCCACUUUAUGGAGAAUUCGAUACUAUAGGGGUCGUUUCAUCAAUUAUUAAUUGUCCUUAUGGUAUGAAAAAUUUUGAUGCUGUAAAUAUAGCAUGUCCAUUAUCACAUGAAAAUCCGGAAGAAAAUGAUACAUCAGGAUCUUCAUAUUUAUCUAUUUUAUUUUGGCAAGGCGUAUCUACAUUUGGUUAUACAGAAAUUCUUACUAUAGGUUCUCUUGUAGCCUGUAGCAAUUUAGAAUGGAGAUGUGCCACUUCUUGGAAUAUACCAAUAGCAUAUUGUACAGAUAGAAGUGUAUUUACGCGUAAUCCUCGGCAUAAUCAUCUUCGCCAAGCUUUUGAAAAUAUUAAAGAUUUAAUCAAGAUACCCUAUGCGAAUUAUGCUGCCAAAUGUGCAGAAAAUAUCUCAUUAGAAGUACAAAAGAAAACAAAUUUAAGAACACCUUCGUACAUUACUCCUGAUAAAAAUACCCCAAACAAAGAGACAUUGACCACAAAUAAUAUAUCUAAUUCAAUAGGCUCUAAUCCACGCUCGGACUCACGAAAUUCUAAUUCGAUUAGAUCAGCAGCUUUGCAAAGGCGCUUAGAAAAACUUCAUUAUUAUAGUAAUCCACCCGAACUUUCUCCAAUUGUUCUUAAAAAUGCUUCGAGUAGAGUGUCACUUGAUUUUCGUUCUCCUAUUCGUAAUAACAAUUUAAAACCAACGAAACUCAAUGUAAAUCCUUGAAGAUAUUAUAUUUGAACAGGGUUUUUUAUUCAGAGAAUAUAUAUAGCAUAUAUAUGCAGUUAUCAUGCUAUUUGUGUAAUGUUGAUAUAUUAUAAUGAAGUAAUUGUCGUGUGCGAAUUAAUUUUUAAGCUGUAACAACAUAUAAGGAAAGAGAUAAUUUAUAUUUUUGUAUAUGGUAUAUAAGUCAAUGUUAAUAUAUUAUAUGUAAAAUAUAAAUUGUUGAGAUAUUGAUAAAAAUUGAAUUUACAAAU